Messenger RNA from Tarenaya hassleriana, 1312 nucleotides. RefSeq lists its product as uncharacterized. The transcript is spliced from 3 exons. NCBI's taxonomy places the organism in Eukaryota, Viridiplantae, Streptophyta, Magnoliopsida, Brassicales, Cleomaceae. Bases 112 to 1179 code for a protein of 355 amino acids. The record is from RefSeq and is a predicted model, not a curated record.
ACGUGCCAAUAUAUAUUGAAAGAAAAAAACAUUGAAGGUUGACAACAAGGGGAGAAACAUAACAGUCUCAGGCAGCAAUUCGCAUCGGCCGUGAUCCGCGGACGCAGCGUCAUGGACGAUCACGAGCUGCAGACGCAGACGCAGAAGCAGCAAUCGCAAACGCUGCAACUGCCUUUGGCAGCAGCUGGGAGGAGGGACAUGGCCAGAAUCGCGAUUCUCCUGGCCGCCGCCGCCGUGCUGUGCCUGAUGUCUUCUUACCAUUCCUCGCUUCCUUUCCAGUCGCUGCAGGUUUUAAACUUCUCCGCGAUUGGACCGCCGGAUACCCAUGAAGGUAGAGAACUGGAGAGAAUUCUCCGUGAUGCGUCGACGGAAAACAAGACGGUGAUAAUAACGACGUUAAACAAGGCUUGGGCCGAGCCCAAUUCGAUGUUCGACCUAUUUCUCGAGAGCUUCCGUGUGGGGCAAGGCACCCAUCACCUUCUCCGCCACGUCGUGGUCGUCUGUCUCGACGCGACGGCGUUUUCACGGUGCUCGGAGGUCCACGAUCGCCGCCGCUGCUACUUCCUCAGAACCACCGGAACCGAUUUUUCCGGCGAGAAACUGUUCAUGUCUCAGGAUUAUCUCCGGAUGAUGUGGAGGAGGAUCGAUUUCUUGGCCUCCGUUCUUCAGCUCGGAUAUAACUUCCUCUUCACGGACGCGGAUAUCGUGUGGCUAAGAGAUCCAUUCACUCGUCUAGACGCAAACGCAGAUUUCCAGAUCGCUAGCGAUUUCUUUAACGGCGAUUCCAACAGCGUCAGAAACGCCGUGAACGGAGGAUUCACGUUUGUCAGGGCGAACAACCGAACUAUCGAGUUCUACAAGUUCUGGUACUCGUCGAGGCAGAUGUUUCCGGGCAAACACGAUCAGGACGUCUUCAACAAGAUCAAACUCGGUCCCUACAUCGAGAAAAUCGGGAUCAAGAUGAGGUUUCUCGACACGGUUUACUUCGGAGGGUUCUGUCAACCGAGCCGAGACAUGAACAGAGUCUGCACAAUGCAUGCCAAUUGUUGUAUCGGGCAAGCGAACAAGGUCAAGGAUUUAAGACAAGUGCUCGAGGAUUGGAGGGUUUACCUGUCGGGGCAUCGCCGGGAAAUGAGGUGGCGAUCGCCGGAGAAUUGCCGAAGAAGUAUGAAGAAAUGAACAAAAAGUUAAAAUCAUUUCAUAUAUACCUUCAGUGGUAAUAAGGCUAUAUUUAUAUAUAUUACAUCAACAUCAACAUCAACAUCGCCUUAGUCCUAAGUUUAUUUAAGGUUGACCGCAUGGAUUCUUCGUU